This is a messenger RNA of Uranotaenia lowii, 5153 nucleotides long. RefSeq names its product insulin-like growth factor 1 receptor. NCBI's taxonomy places the organism in Eukaryota, Metazoa, Arthropoda, Insecta, Diptera, Culicidae. Gene Ontology annotation, molecular function: protein binding. The transcript has 6 exons. The coding region runs from base 1996 to 5001 and encodes 1001 amino acids. The record is from RefSeq and is a predicted model, not a curated record.
UCAGUUUUUUUCAUUCAAAAUGAAAAGCUGGUUUGUGAUUGGUUUUAAAUUUAAAUUAAUUGAAGGAAUUAUCGGAAUAAAUUAAAUGAAACCAAGAAAAUAAUUUAUUAACUUUAUUUUUGAAUCUUCAUGCAGACGAUGGUUUGUGGCCAAUUUCAAUACAGGUCCGAUCUACACAGUUAGAUCUAAUUGGAACAUGUCCCAUGCCGUCCUGGCGAUGUUUUCGCUGUUGUUGUCCAUCGAUUUGCGGAAAACGGAAAAGUUUGUUAAAACUCUUAACAAGUUUGGCGGUUUCAAUUUACUUAUCUCCAAUGCAAAUUUUGUUUGUAAACAGGAAUUUUUUGGAGCUUUCUUGAUUGAAUUUUAGAUGGGCCUUGCAGGGCCAGUGACCCCAAUGACUCUUAGGUUGUAGCACAGGGUUGCCCACAUUUUUUUUUAAAUCAGAGACUGGUGAAAUUAAAAUCAUCAGGGAUCGAUCGUCAAAGCAACGGAAAUUUAACUUUUUUUGGCCGUCGAUCCUUAUUUUCACUUCAGCAAUGGUAUCGAAUGUAGUUCCUUCCAAAAAUCAGGCAAAAUCAGGUUCAGAUAACCUUCGGCAGGCUCUCUCUAAUUGCCCCAACAAAGAGGAAAAGAUUUUAAAUUUUAUUCGACAAACCAAACUUGCAAAACUGAUAUAAAGAAACAAAUGACGACUACAACGAAUGCCACUUGACACUGAAGAAUAGGGGAUGAAUAACGCGAAAGCGUUAAAAUCCUAGAAAAAAUAACUAAAAAAAAAGGCAAAAUCAGACUUAUUUUCAAAAAUCAAGGAAAUCCAAUGGCUUAUCAGGUUGUCAGGCUGAGCCUCGAAAAAUCAGGCACAUUGUCAUCUCUGUUAUAGCAUAUGUGAUGAAAAGACAGAGAAAUCCUUAGGUUAUUAACGAAAAAUGUUGAUCUUCUGACCGGUUUUUAAUAGACUUCCGUCUAGUUGAAGACUUCAAACCUGCCUUGAUCGAAUGUUUAUGAAGAAGGCCGUCUCGCCUAGGAGGUGUUACCGUAGGUAAAAUUCCCAAUUCAGCCAUUUUGGUUUUGCAACUGCGGAACUCAUGGAGUUUGUUUAUCAACAAACCACAGAACAGCUGAACAAAUAUUCUUAUGUUUGUAAACAAAACUCAUUGAGCGCCCCGCUCAUUCUUCGGCUACUUACUGUGAAAGUCGGAGUACCUUGUGUUUCUAAAAACCUCGGUCUCGCCUAGCUGACCUCGACAGGUUUUUUGAAUGCUUACUUGUCUAGAGUGCAGUUAAAUAUAUAAUUUGACUUUAAUAUUUUGGAUAAUUUGGUAAAAACACUCUCAAAUUAUUGACAGCAAUGCUCUCAAAUGCCCCUUCCCCUCUCAUCGUUCCAUAUCUUAACCGGGGGAACGGGCUAUAUGGAUUUCUUGAUAGGUGCGAUGUUGAGGAAGGAAACACAACUAUGUAUUGUAUUGACCUAUGUCCGCAAAAUUGAUUUUCACUAUGCGAGAAUUUUUGUCAGCCUCUUGCAACAGAACGCAUCAAUCAAAACUGAGUGCCAACUCUGUCAAAUGCGUUUAAAAAUACCCUCCAGAAAUCGCUCAUCAACCGGUGAUGGUAGUGUGGUGACCCGCUGAGGGCGUCAAAUUUAAUUCAAUUAGAACGCGCAUUGGCCCCCGGUUAGUAGAGAACAGAGACUAUUGGUAGUAAGGUAACAUAGGUUACGAGAUGAAAAAAAAACGCAACGGCUGGGCGCUGCAAUUGCUUGUCGAUUCGAUUCCCGGCCAUCAAACUCACCUCUUCACUCCUGGCCGCGCCUUUAGGGGUGGACAAUUAUGAUCGAACAGAUUCCGUACUGUGCUCAACCUCCGGCCAUCAGUAGUCACGUUGCAAUCGUUGUGCUAACUGGAAGAGAUGUUCGUUUAAGAAUAGUUUUUGAAUGAAGUAGUAAAUUUGUUAGAAAAAAGUUAAAUUUAACCGAAGGAAGAAAAAAUCAUUCGAAAAAUGAAUCUAGCUAGGAAUAAAAUGUUGUCGAAUCUGUGUCAAGGAACUUUCCUCGCCUUCGUGCUAGUCCUUCUGAAUCUGCAAACUAUCUUAGUUGGUGUUCCUAAGCUUAAAACCGGUUUAGUGCGCGGGGAACUUUUCGAAAACACACCAGAAACUCCACCGGAAGAGGAGUACGUUGACGAUGAAAAUCGUCUGUGUACCAAUGUGGACAUCCGGAACAAUCUGGACCGGAUGCAUCUGAUCGAAAAUUGUACCGUCAUCACUGGGUUUCUGCAGAUUGUCCUCAUAGAAAAGGUUCCACCGUCCGAGUUUCAGAAACACAAAUACGAGAAGCUAAGGGAAAUCACCGGGUACGUGCUGCUCUUUCGUGUCUUCAAUCUGACGUCGUUGCGUGGAAUGUUUCCAAAUUUGGCCGUCAUCCGUGGCCAGGAGUUGAUCCGAAACUAUGCCCUAAUUUUCUACGACAUGCCAAAUCUACAGGAGAUAGGUUUGAAAAAUUUGAUUGCCAUCCAGCAUGGGUUCAUCUACACCCAGCAUGUUCCGGUGCUGUGUCACACCGAUACGAUAGAUUGGGCCAGCAUAGUGUACGGUAUCAACAAGACGCAGGAUUUGAAUCGCUUCGAAAAACCAGCCAUAGUUUGCAACAAAUCUGAGGUGUGUCGCGGAUGCGAUGGACCUUACUGCUGGACCAGCAAAAGCUGUCAACGAUUCUACUACGGUUCAAGUGGGAAAAUCACCUGCCAUGACCAGUGUUUGGGUGGAUGUACGAAUCGAACGAACGCCGGAUGCCUAGUAUGUCGUGGUCCGAAGGAUAAGAACCUAUGCGUCGAGAAGUGUCCCGAUGGAAAGAUGCUCUUCCACAACACGAUGCGCUGUAUCAGCAGAGCAAGGUGUAUCGAUCGGGGCGGGUUGAUCUUCCAGGGGGAAUGCGUGGAGGAAUGUCCCGCCGGGUUCAGUGCCACACCGGCCGAUGAGCUGGAAGCCAAUCUUACCAGUCAUACCUGUUACCCAUGCCCUGGUCGAUGCCCUAAGGUUUGUGGCAGUACUCAGGUUAUGUUUUUGGCUGACGCUGAACGCCUUGAAGGUUGUACCAUUAUCAACGGAACGCUUCAAAUCAGAAUGAUGCAGGACCACCCGAAUCUGAUCGAGGAGCUGCGGGCUAGUUUGGGUGCGAUCGAGGAAAUUAUGGGUUACCUGAAGGUUUAUCGAUCGACAACGUUGGCUUCUUUAGACUUUUUGGAGAAUCUCGAAGUCAUUCAUGGUGAUUACGAACUUGGCCAUGGAAGCUACGCGAUUAUGGUUUACGAGAAUAGGAACCUGCAGCGUUUGUGGGAUUUUUCAACGAAACGCUUGAUUCGAUUGUUGAAAGGCAGUAUGUACUUUAUCAACAAUGCGUUGCUCUGCAAUUCACAAAUAACUUGGCUAAAGAAGAUAGCAGAAUACAACGAUACUGAUGAUUUUAUAAACACCGGCUCGAACGGUUAUUUACGGGCAUGUAACUCGGUUAGCCUUAACGCAAAAGUUGAUGUUUUGACUAGCAGGAAUGUAACACUUAAGUGGACACGGUAUAAACCUGCUGCAGAUCAACAUUUGGUUGGAUAUGUGAUUUACUAUACAAAAUCGAACAAAGAGCGAAGCCCGUUAGACGACUUGGAGGUUUGUUCCGAGUAUGGUUGGCAAUCUAAGAUGAUCCUCAGCAAUGAAACCAAAACUGAGAAGCAUUUUCUGGCAUACAAUCUAACAGGUCUGCAGCCGGCAACUCGGUAUGCUUUUUAUGUCAAAACUGAAACAGUUUCUCUGAAGGAUCAUUUGAUGGACAAUAAGGUGGGACAAUCUUCUGUGCUUUAUUUUAAAACCAAAAUAUCAAAACCAAAUCCCCCUCUAUGGUUGCGCACGAUUAGCAAAACGGACAAUUCGAUCACAUUUUCAUGGCGCAUUCUGAAGGCUGAAGUAGAAAUAGUCAAUCGAUACCACGUGGAUGUUUUCGUUCAACCAGAUAAUCAAGCUAUGCUGGAAAGACGUAAUUAUUGUCUCUAUCCGCCAGCCAUGGAAGAAGAAACAAGUACGGAUGGUAAAUGCAGUAUAGAAAACUGUUGCUCAGAAGACGAUCUACAGAUGGACGUGCCGGACAUUGCCGAGUCCGAUGAUGAUGAAGUUUAUUUUCGCAGAAAGCGUGAGGUCUCUAGUUCAUCUUAUUCUACGACAGUCGAUAUUCCUUCUGAUGGGUUCCAAGAAAAGAUGUACUCCUUCUUACGAGAGCCAUCGUCUGACGACUCUGGCAUUGAUCGUAGUCGUAGGAAGCGAGAAACUGAAGAACUUGUUAAUCGAAUAGCGUUUUAUGAUUUUUUCGCGGAUAGAAAGGAUUUUACGGUGAAUAAUUUACUCCCAUACACGUAUUAUACUUUUCAACUGUUCGCUUGUAGCGCGCCGGAGCCAAAAUUCUGCAGUCCUUAUAGUAUUUUUUCGGAUCGAACGGAACCUUCAUUGACGGCCUGUGCUAUAUCAAAUGUUACAACUGAAAAAAAUAAGGACGCUCUGAAGGUCCGGUUUCAUGAACCUGAAAUAGCCAAUGGAUUGGUUGUGGCGUUUAACAUCCAGUUGAGAUCUUUCACUGAUCCGUCCGAGUCGCAUAUCAGUUAUUGUAUUACGAGACAGGAACACGAUCACGCUGGCCAUCAAUACACGUUUAGAAAUCUCUCCCAAGGAGAUUACGGGAUCCGGGUUCAAGGGGUAUGUCUAGGAGGUCCAGGUCAGUUCAGUGAUUGGUUCUUCGCCCGAAUGGUCGAUGAAGUUGAGACAUACCCUAUAGUUCCAGUUGAUAAUUCGCUCAGGAAUGGUUUCAUAAUAUUCGGGGUGCUGUUUUGUUUCGCUGUAUCUGGAAUCUUCGGGUACGUGAUGUUCCACAAAUUUAAACUUCAUCACGAUGACAAAGACAUUUUGGUGGAGAACGAUGCAAACGAAUUGACCGGGGAAGAUGGUUUUGUCGAUUGUGAUCUUAGAUAGAUAUUUAUAAGCUAACACAAUCCAAGGGUACGUUCCUGAUAUAUCUCGGUGUCCUUAAUCAGAAAGAAGAAAACUCAGACUAGUUAAAAAAAAGAAUCGAAAGUGUUAUUUUAACUAAAAGGUAGUAGUUAAUCAUCCAAUCCGUCCAAUGA